Musca vetustissima is the source of this 2061-nucleotide messenger RNA. RefSeq names its product augmin complex subunit dgt5 (gene dgt5). Bases 1 to 2061 code for a protein of 686 amino acids. The transcript has 8 exons. Gene Ontology annotation, cellular component: HAUS complex. NCBI's taxonomy places the organism in Eukaryota, Metazoa, Arthropoda, Insecta, Diptera, Muscidae. The record is from RefSeq and is a predicted model, not a curated record. Gene Ontology annotation, biological process: spindle assembly.
AUGACUAUUGAGGAUGAUAUGGAGGCAUUUCGUGUCUGGGCUACGAAACUUGGCUGCCCACCCGAAGCAAUGCCCAGCGAAGAUGCCUUAAAAUCAGUUUUCAAAUCUCGCCAACGUGAUGUUUUCUGCAAUCUGAUGCGACGUGUACGACCUCGCCAAGAUGUCAAGGACAUUAAGGAAAAUAUAUUGAUACAUAAAGUCGAGAAAAUUAGGGGCCAGGUUUUGUCGGUCUGUGAAAGAUCCUUUUUACCCCAUGAAUUGCAAAUGCAUCUCAAGAUACAGGAUAAACGUAAAAAACUCAAAGAUUUGGAGCAACGUCUGGAUGAAAGGAAAAAAGAAUUUGAAGCGCAGGCAGCUUCAAUUAAAACAAAAAAUAUACAAAUUGCAAAUAUGGAAAAUAAAUGCGAUCUACUGGAAGCCAGAGUGCAUCUUUUGGAUUUCAAAUCCAAGGCACUGGAUAAAAACAUCAAACGCGAGGAAGAUAAUCGAGAGAAAAUAAAAGCCACCAUGCCGGUGGUAUUGACCCAUGAAAAUAAAAGUGAACAAAAGGCAAAUGAAGCUGUGCUCAAAGCCCUAAAGGAACUAGAAGAUUUCUACACGUUCUGUGAACAAAAUAAUAAUUAUCAAAUCCUACAGGAUGCCAAAACCCAAUUGUGGGCUAAAAUGCGUCAAAUCUUUGCCAAUAUACCCAAUUUCUUGAUAUUCAAUACCAUUAAUCGCUUGAAGGAGGAACAAUUACAUAACAUUAUGUCAUUGAAUAAAACGAUAAAUAAUGAUUCACAUUUAACGGGCAAUAGUCGUGAUCCUUUAACAAAUUUCGAAAUUAAUUUUAUGAAGGCAAAAUCAAGUUUUUUAGGCAUCGUUGGCAGAUAUCUAACAGCAUGCCAGGAACGGAAAAAUUUAGAAAUGGAAUUCCCCAAAACCUAUGAAGAUUUUGAAGAUAAACUAUUGGAGAAAGUGAAAAUAUUCAGUACCGAUUUAGAUAGUGAACAUAGUGAAGAAAUUAUGCGUAACUAUGUGGUUGAAUAUAAUUUCCUGAAUUUCACCAAAGGUGAAAAUGAAUAUCUAACACAGCAAAUUGAUUUGCUAAAAGCGGAAUUGGAAACUGCCCAGAAAUAUUUGGAAAAUCAUGAGGUCCUUUUGGGAUCCAUCAAACAAGUCUAUGGUGAAAUCAGUGCCUCCGUGAAUAAACUGCAAUACGAUAUGAUGCAAUUGUCACAAAUCAAAGAUAAAAUAAUCUAUUCGAAAAAUAUUAUGAAACAUCAACUGGACGAUUUGGAAGCAAUGAUGGCCAACAACAACACCAUGAUAAAAUCAAAUUUCAAACCGACAAAAUUAAAAAUUACCCACAACAACAAUAUGUCCUUGGUGGGAGCUGACAGUUUUGAGAUGAGCAAUGACAAUGUUUUCUGCAGUACAAAAUUGGAUUUUGAUUCGACCAUCAGUUCUUUGAACAACACCACAUUACGGCGUAGUUUUGGUGGUGGCGGUAGUGGUGAUAUAACUUUGAUGUCGCCUCAGGCACAAAAUACUGUUUUGCCAUCUCACUCCUUGGAACUGGCGACAUUUUGUGAAACACCAUUGGAGCAUAUUUCUUGUCUGCGCAAGGAAAGUUUAUUUUAUUUGGCACCCAAUCCAUUGAUAACCGAAACAAGUGAACUGUCAUCAACGGUUCAAUUGGCUCCGGGCGUUUUACUUACACCAUUUGGUGCUUUACAGGAAGUACGAAAUCGUAUUUUGUGGGCGGACUUGAUUGCACAACAUUCAAAUGAUUUGAAAUUGAAUUUGGACACAUUUUUUGUUGACCCGCAACAAUACAAACAGAAGGCCAAACAACAGCAUGACCGCAUUAUUGAAGUUCUAGAUAAAAUCGAUGUCUGUUCGGUAAAUACCCUUCACAGUUUACAGAAAUUGGCUAAAUUUUAUGACUUCCUAAUUGAGAAUCCUUUGCGGCACUUCAUACCCCCCACAAAAACCUUCAACAAUCAAACGUAUGCAGAUUACGAAGGCGAACUAACCAUGUAUAUUCGUAUUGCCACCACUGGCAAUUCGAUCAAAUGA